UUGGAAUGCGUUGCCGACGAAGCCAGCCCCGCGAAACACCAGACACGUCAGGGAGCGUGGAGUGCUCUUCUCCCACGUACUCCGCUCCCCCGUCUCUCAAUCUUCGCGCCAAACAGCUUACGACGACUUCGCAGGCAGAAACCAGCGAUUCCGCAACGUAGCAUCAACGAUUCUGCACACGCUGUCCUGAUUGCUAGGCACCCGCGGGGCUGCGCAAGACGUCACCGAUAACAAGCUCGUAGCUCCCCGAAGCAGCGACGCCCAACCUCCGGAAACCACCAUACUUACCACAACUUCACUGCGCCAACGAGAAUCAAGCAUGGCGUCCUUCCUCACCUUCUUCGAGCAACUCUGGCAAUCCAUCUUCACGCCCGGCCCCACGCCCACCCUGCUCGUCGCAACAAACGCCUCCUUCGCCGCCCUCCAGCUCCUGCUCUUCGCGCUCCUCCUCGCGACCCACAGCAUACACUUUGUCAUCCUCUCUGGUCUGACCGCCGGCCUCUGGUGGGCGAUUAAUUGGUUCGCGGGCGAGAUCCGCGCCGCGCAGGCGAAGGAGGAGGAGGCGAAGCGCAUCCGCGAGGCGCGGCGCGAGAAGGAGAAGGAGAAGAAGACGCGGGGUGCGGGCAGCGAGGUCGAGGCUAUGGACUCGGGGGACGAUACCGAGGUGGAGACCGAGGUGGAGGAGAAACAGAGAGUGAAGCCGAAGCCGAAGCCGAAGCCGAAGAGUGCGCCGCGCCCCGAGACGCAGAGUACGGUGUUUGUGGAGAGGCCGCCCGUGGAGGGUGCUGGUGGUGGUGGCAGGGGAAGCACACCGGUUCAGACGAGCGCUGGGCCGGCGGCGGCGAGCACGACGGGCGCGACUACGAAGUUAGCGCCUAUAGUGGAUGAUGCCGUCAAGAGGAGGAGGAGCAUGGGAGAGUCGACGGGGGAAUUGAGCACGGAUAGUGAGUGGGAGAAGUUGUCGCAGGACUCUGGAGAUAGAUGAUGGACUGCUGCUGCUACUACAUCUUGAUAUGGAUACCCCCAAGCAGAAGUCUUGCUAGAUGGUUGUUGCUUUUACCAGCUUUUGAUAUCUAUUCACAAUGUUAGACGGCUACGCAAGUUCAAGUAUUGCAAUUGAGAGUCCUAGUUCGCCUGGUUGAACACGUGACGGCGCGGCCACCCAGGUGUACGACUUGACUUUGUAGUGCAAGAGCUGC
Molecule: messenger RNA, 1199 nt
Organism: Trematosphaeria pertusa
Lineage: Eukaryota; Fungi; Ascomycota; Dothideomycetes; Pleosporales; Trematosphaeriaceae
Product: Pkr1-domain-containing protein
Exons: 1
Coding region: 320-985 (221 amino acids)
Biological process (GO): vacuolar proton-transporting V-type ATPase complex assembly
Cellular component (GO): endoplasmic reticulum membrane
Source: RefSeq, a predicted model, not a curated record